Notothenia coriiceps (black rockcod) is the source of this 2817-nucleotide messenger RNA. It is a transcript of the gene fam120b, whose product is annotated as family with sequence similarity 120 member B. NCBI's taxonomy places the organism in Eukaryota, Metazoa, Chordata, Actinopteri, Perciformes, Nototheniidae. Gene Ontology annotation, cellular component: nucleus. The transcript has 14 exons. The record is from RefSeq and is a predicted model, not a curated record. The coding region runs from base 78 to 2165 and encodes 695 amino acids.
AUAGCGGAAGUAAUUUUAAUUUACACCAAGUAGGCACAACACGGAUACAUGCAGCUCACUUACACCAAUAUUAAAGAAUGGGUGUGAAAGGUCUUCAGAGCUUCAUGGACCGCUGCUGCCCAGAGGCGUGUGUGUCUGUGAACCUGAGAGAAAUGUCCCGACAACACGCUGCUAAAAGACAGACAGGCUGCAAGACCACUGCUAACAGACCCACACUUGUUGUGGAUGGUAUGGCCUGCCUGCGCCACUGGUACUCGUGUAAAGACUGGGUGUGUGGGGGGCAGUGGAGGGAGUACAUGGAUGGGCUGAAGGGCUGGGUGGAGGCCUUCAGCUCAGCUGGCAUCAGACUGGUCUUCUUCUUCGACGGAGUGGUGGAAGAGCAGAAGAGACGGGAGUGGGUGAAGAGGAGACGCAGAGUGAACGGGGAGAUUUCUAAACUGUUUCGUCACAUCAAAGCUCAAGGAGAGCAGCCCGGUAGAGAGCUCUUUUGUCUGCCUUCUGGUCUGGCAACAUUCACACGCUUUGCUCUCAGGUCACUGGGUCAGGAGGUGUUUUGCUCAGUGCGGGAGGCUGACUAUGAGAUUGCCAGCUAUGCUCGUCAGCAUGGUAGUAUGGGUAUUCUGGGACAGGACUCCGACUUCAUCAUAUAUGACAGUGCCCCCUGCUUCUCUGUGGCAAAGCUGCGGAUACACAGCCUCACCACGGUCAUGUACGACCGACAGAGGCUCUGCCAAACCAUCGGACUGACUGUUGCCCAGCUACCACUGCUGGCCUGUCUCCUAGGUAACGACGUGGUGUCAGAGGAUAAGAUGCUGCACAUCAGGAACAACGCCAUGGCAACAUACAGGAUAGACAACCCCACAGCACACUCUGGUGCUCCCCAGGGGCAGAUGGUUAUGGCUGUAUCCCACCUUGUGAGCUCUGUGUGGGGCAGAGAGGAGCAAGAGACUGGGCUCAUCCCUCAGACUCUGAAUCUGUCAGCUCCUCACAGAGAGCUACUGAAGAGAGGCGUCCGCUCUUAUUUACUACCUGGAGAGGAAGCUAUUCAGCUCGGUGACAUCUCUGCACCUUCCUCUGCCUUUGAGAAACAUGUUAGUUCAGAAAUAUUAAAGGUAUGUCCUGUACCUCCUUUAACUCAUCAACGGAGAAGAUCUGAGAGCCAAAACCUCCUCGGUUGCAGUGCGUGUGUGAAACUGGCUGACCCUAACUCUGACUCUGUGUUUUCAGGCAGCAGGGUCGACCUUCCAGCCAUCAGGGAAUGGUUCGUCUACGCUGGAAACGCUCUGAAGGAGCCUGACAUGGUCCAUCCCGUUCCAAUCAGCCUCCAAUAUAAUCAGCCCGUUCUGGACUUGUUAUGGUUCGGUAACGGUCCUGAGGUUUCGUCUCUCCGCCUGAAGUCCUUCCUUUCGAUGUUUGACUGCCAGGAGCUUUCAGAGUUAUAUGGAGCUGUUGAAGACUCUCUCCUGGCUGCUCUCUGCCUCGUCACCUACAUAGCCCUCCAGAUACAAACGUUGUCUCAGGAGGACUGUGAUGCUUACCUGAGUCAGGCUGUGUGUCUGAAACUUAAAUCCCCGAAGGAGCUUCAACAUAUCAAGUUGCCGGUCCUGUGCAGUCGGGCGGUGCAGCUUGGCUCCCUCUACGUCCGGGGGCUGGCCCACCUGUUGGGGGCUAACUGUGCGAGCGGCGGCCCGCUGCCAGGCGCCGCCCUCAUGCCUUGGAGCAGCUUCGAUGGACGGCUGUUCCACUCAAAGUACCUGCUGGCUCACAGUGGCUCAGACAACACUGUGCUGCUGGACCGCGAUCCGUUCUGUUUGUCUCAGUUUCUCUGCCUGAGAGAGAAACUUACAGAAACCUGCAGGAAGCGAGGCAGAGUCCUGCAGUCCAGACCCAAAGCACCGCAACAAACUCCUGGACCCCCAAACAGAGAUAGACACACAGGUGGUGGGGGGAACUGGAGCGAGAGAGGGGAGACGACCGGAGGAGGAUGGAGGGAGGCAAGAGGAGACCCUAAUAAAUGUGAAAACAGAGAAAGACUGUGGGAGAGAGGAGGAGGAGGAACGAGAGGAGAACAUUUUCACCCUCAUCCCAGAGGUCGAUCGCAUCGCAGCAGAGGCAGAUACCAGCUGGCUCCUAGAUGGUCACAGCCUCCUGCACCAGGAACAUAACCCCUAACAGAGUGGAGAGAAGAGCAGGAUUAAAGGGGAGGAUUUGAGGAGUUAAGAGGAUGGGGAAGACGUGAUGAAAGGAGCAAAGUAAUCAAAUUUCUCUGAACAAACUGAUUAGUGAAUCAACCCGUCAGGAAUGUUUGUCUAAAGGAUGCAGAAGGUAGAUAUACGGGAUUAGGAGGAGGCAGCAUGAAGAGAUUAGGAAUAAAUCAUUCAAUUUACCAGUUUAACUUGAAUUUGUCUUUUUGUGCUCGAAAUUGUCCUUACAGAUUUUAUUCUUUUAAAGUCAAUCAUUUUAAAGCCAUUACUUUAUUUUAGGGCAACUUAACUGUCUCACAGUGACAACACAUUUUAAAUAUACAUGAGCACUCCCCAAACAAACACAGAAAUGCCACUUCAAAUGGAUUAAUGGUUAAUCCUCAAGGCUGUUUUUACCUCUUAUCUCUCACAAUAAAAAGAGAAAGAUCUUAAAAGCUGUGUGUGUCCAGUGGCAUCAUCCUUUUAAAGUAAUGGUUUCAACUGAAUAAACAGUAACACAUGGAGGUCUUUCUUGUUGGAACAACCACUUUUAUUCUGUGCAUAUAAUGAAACAUUAUUCUUGAAUUCAAUUAAGACCCAGAACCAGAUGACACUAUUCGACCUGAUAACAUUA